AUGUCGAGUUUUUCAUUGUAUUUUGCAAUAUUAAUUUAUUUCAAGCAAAAUCAAACUCUUCGAAGAAAAACCAAGUAUGGCGAUGGAUCUCCACAAAAUAGAAAAAGCAUAUUGCUUAUUUGUUGCAAUAUUAUUGAAAAAAUUAUUGGUCUUCCUUUCUGUUUAUAUAUUCUAAUUCCAGAAAUUAUCAAUGAUCCUGUACCUUUGCUUAUUCAUGAUUUAUCUCGAUUACCCAAUGAUAAAUCACGAAAACGAUCAAUAUCCGAUGAUGAAAGUGAAGUACCAUCAUUUUUAAUUGAACAGAAAAAACGUAGCAAACAAAAUUUUGUUAAUCAAAUUUCAACAACUACUACUCAGCAACAAGUAUCAAAUUCUAUUGAUUAUGAUGAAGAAUUUUCAUAG
This is a messenger RNA of Rotaria sordida, 402 nucleotides long. The record is from the annotation of a GenBank genome assembly. NCBI's taxonomy places the organism in Eukaryota, Metazoa, Rotifera, Eurotatoria, Philodinida, Philodinidae.